Hordeum vulgare subsp. vulgare (domesticated barley) is the source of this 2199-nucleotide messenger RNA. Its product is annotated as signal recognition particle subunit SRP68. Lineage: Eukaryota; Viridiplantae; Streptophyta; Magnoliopsida; Poales; Poaceae. The transcript is spliced from 13 exons. Gene Ontology annotation, molecular function: 7S RNA binding; signal recognition particle binding; endoplasmic reticulum signal sequence receptor activity. Gene Ontology annotation, cellular component: signal recognition particle, endoplasmic reticulum targeting. The coding region runs from base 136 to 1941 and encodes 601 amino acids. The record is from RefSeq and is a predicted model, not a curated record. Gene Ontology annotation, biological process: SRP-dependent cotranslational protein targeting to membrane.
AAGUUUUUUUUUCCCCACAAAACGAGCAAAGUUAUCAAAUAUUUACGCAUCCAGAGAGGCCACGCGAACUCUGCUUCUCGUUUCGUCGCAACCAUCUGACAGGUUCGCUCGCCGGGCGGAGGCAUACCCGCCGCCAUGUCGAAGCUCGCCAACCAGCCGCCGCCGCCGACGCCGUCGGAUAUGGAUGUUGACUCCGCAUCCGCGGCCGAGGAGAAGAAUCCGGUCAGGUUCUCCAUCAAUGUGUUGGAACUCAUGAGGGAGGCGCAGAUGCAGCACGGCCUUCGCCACGGCGACUACACGCGUUACAGGAGAUACUGUACUGCGCGUCUGAGAAGGCUCUACAAGUCUCUGAAGUUUUUGCAUGGCCGUGGUAAAUAUACCCGGAGGAAUAUAACAGAGUCAACAGUGACUGAUGUGAGGUUUCUACAUGUGGUAUUUUAUAUGGCUGAGAGAGCAUGGAGUCAUGCUAUGGAAAAGAAAACUGCUGGUCCAAAUGCACCGCAGCGUAUCUACAUGUUGGGUCGAUUUAGGAAGGCAGUCAAAUGGGCAGCACUUUUCUCACAGUUAUGUUCUAUAAAAGGAGAUUCCAGGACAUCUUUGGAAGCCGAGGCAUAUGCUUCAUAUAUGAAAGGAACUUUGCUUUUUGAGCAAGAGAAGAACAUAGAGGCAGCAAUGUUGAAUUUCAAGAAUACCAGGACUGUAUAUGAGGAGCUUGGAAAGUAUGGCAGUAUAGAAAAUCAACUUUUAUGCCGUCAACGCAUUGAGGAAGUGGAGCCUAUGAUUGGAUUCUGUUCACGCAAACUUGGUGGAUCUGCUCUGCAAGAACAUGAGCUCCUAGAUAUGGAAAAGGAGGGGCCUGCUUAUGACCUUUUUAAAGCUAAGAUUGAGGCUGUAUUAUCUGAGACAAGGUCACAGCAGGCGGCUUCUAUGACUGAGUUUAACUGGCUUGGUCGCCGAUUUCCAAUUACCAGUGCAAAGACCCGUGUCUCCAUAUUAAAAGCUCAGCAGCUGGAGAGAGAUUUAAAUGGCGCAGCCACAGAACCGAUUCCAGCGGACAAAAAACUUGCUAUAUUUGAUAAACUAUUUUCUGCAUACCACGAAGCUCGAAGCUGCAUCCGCAAUGAUUUGGCUUCUGCUGGCAAUGCUGAGAAUAUAAGAGACGAAUUGAAUGGUCUUGACAAGGCUGUCAGUGCAGUUUUAGGAUUGAGAACCAUAGAACGUAACCAGUUACUUGUUAGUAUUGCUAAAAGUAAGUUUGCAAAGCAUCGGGAUGAUAAGAACGAGAAAAUUACAAAGCCGGAAGAACUUGUUCGGCUAUAUGAUCUGCUAAUUCAAAAUACAACAGACCUAACUGAUUUAGUUAGCUCAGGAAGGGAUAAAAACGAAGAGGAGAACGCUUUUCUUCAUGAGUAUGAGCUGAAAGAUUUGGCUUUCCGAGCUGAGAGAUGUUUCUAUUUGGCAAAGUCAUAUAGUUCAGUCAGUAAAAGGGCCGAAGCCUAUGCAUUAUUCUGUUAUGCACGUUCCCUUGCUGAUUCUGCACUGCAAGAACUGGCUAACAGUCCUCACAAGGCCUUAAUCCAAGAACUCGAGGCUCUAUCUUCCAAUUGUAGAUCCAGUAGUUGCAUUGAACAUGCAACAGGUAUCAUGGAGGAUGAGAGUGCUCCUGAAAGACUUUCUAAAGGAGUCUCAACUAUAUCACUUGGCGACGAUAAAAGAAAGGAUACUAAAUACCUCCUUGAUAUCCUAGGGAGCUAUGAAUCAGCACUUGGUGAGCAAAGCGCCAAAGCUCCAUGUCGCAUUUCACAAUUCCCACCACCGUUCCAAUCAGUUCCCUGCAACCCAAUUGUUCUUGAUAUGGCAUACAACACAAUUGAGUUCCCGAACCUUGAGAACAGGAUGAAGAAGGAAAAGAAGGGUCUCCUCCGCAGAUUCUGGGGGUAAAAAGAAGAGCGCAUGGUUUAAUUCCUCAGGAUCACCUUGCUCUUGGAUUUUGAUACAUUACUUUGGUGGAUCAAUUUGUUUUUGCCUGUGCUGCUCAACGCAGUGCUGCUUGAUAUCUGGAAGGUUUCUAAGUUGAACCAAGUUUGAUAGGCAAAAUUUUGUACUGUUUCAAAAUACAUCAGUUUGAGUGUCACUGCUUACAAUCCGUUAUACCGUAUGGAACAUUAACUGAAUAGAUCGUACUUUUGAGAUGUUAAA